Ustilago hordei is the source of this 936-nucleotide messenger RNA. RefSeq lists its product as uncharacterized. Gene Ontology annotation, cellular component: nucleus. Lineage: Eukaryota; Fungi; Basidiomycota; Ustilaginomycetes; Ustilaginales; Ustilaginaceae. The transcript has 2 exons. Bases 1 to 936 code for a protein of 311 amino acids. Gene Ontology annotation, biological process: site-specific DNA replication termination at RTS1 barrier; mitotic DNA replication termination. The record is from RefSeq and is a predicted model, not a curated record.
AUGAAAGGUGGUAAACGAGACAAAGAGUCUAGAGGAAAGGAGAAAGAGAAAUUGGAUGCGUCGAUGAAGGGCGAAAUGCACCAUCUUCUCCACUCACUCUUUCGCGCUUCUUUCUUGCCAAUGCGCAGGUCACGUGGUAAUGACGGAGGCUCAAUAGCCAAACGAGACGAACUCGUCCGAACCAAACCCUCCUCCGAAAAAGUCGACCCUGAACUUCUACGACAAUCUCUGUACACAGUUUGCACUCUCUCCCGCCAGCCCCUCACACCACCUGUUGCAUCCGACCCCUUGGGAAAGCUAUACAACAAAGAUGCGGUGGUACAACAUCUUCUUUCCCAUCACGCAAUCUCCUCAUCCUCGCCAUCAGCACCGGAUCCAACCCCGCACAUUAGGGGCUUACGAGAUAUAGUUGAACUCAAACUCACCCCGAACAACCUUUACCGUCCACCAUCACCUUCUUCACCCACGAGCGAAGGUUCAGUAUACCCAUUCAUGUGUCCUCUUUCAAGGAAGCAGAUGGACGGAAAGCAGAAGUUUGUAUACAUCGCAAGCUGUGGUUGUGCUAUGAGUGCUACUGGACUCAAAGCUACAGUGGCUGCGUCGAAAGGGAAUGAUGGGAAGGAAGAGGAGUACAGACCUUGUCCGGUGUGCGGCAAGCAGUUCAACGCGGGGGGGCUUGCAAAAGGAAAACAAGCAGAGGUAGGCGGGGAUGUGGUAACGAUCAAUCCGAGUGCGGAAGAGGAAGCGGAGAUGAGAGAUGUGAUGGAGAAAAGGAGAGCGGAGGAAAAGGCGAAUAAGAAGAAGGCAAAAGCCAGAACAGCAGAUGAGGCAGAAGCUCCAAAUGGAGAUGCGGAGGAGGAUAAGGCGGAAAAGAGGAGGAGGAAAGCUCAGAAGAAGGCAAAAAAAAAGUGCAAAGAUUGCAGCUUUGCAGGCUGA